This is a messenger RNA of Macrobrachium nipponense, 13535 nucleotides long. Its product is annotated as CREB-regulated transcription coactivator 1-like. The transcript is spliced from 16 exons. The coding region runs from base 40 to 2511 and encodes 823 amino acids. NCBI's taxonomy places the organism in Eukaryota, Metazoa, Arthropoda, Malacostraca, Decapoda, Palaemonidae. Gene Ontology annotation, molecular function: cAMP response element binding protein binding. The record is from RefSeq and is a predicted model, not a curated record. Gene Ontology annotation, biological process: positive regulation of transcription by RNA polymerase II; protein homotetramerization. Gene Ontology annotation, cellular component: cytoplasm; nucleus.
AAAAAAUAUUGGAACAUAACAAACAUAUUCGUCGUGAAAAUGGCGACGCCAAGCCCAAGAAAGUUCCAGGAGAAGAUCGCUCUGUUACAGCAGAGGGAACUGGAGGGGAAAAUCGAGUUCGAACAGAUCAUGACGGAUGUCCAAGGGCUGACGAGAGCGCCGAAGGCAACACCCCAGCCAAAGCAACACCUACAGAUACAGCAGCAACACCACCAUCUUCAGCAACACCCUUCUCACCCACAUCAGCAGCAACAUGCCCCGAGACCUCCGCAAGGGGGUUCCCUGCCGGACUUCUCCAUCAACCUGCCGCAGGGUAGGGGGCCAUCAUACUACCACCAAGGUUCACUUCAGGGAGCCGUGCAGGAAGUUCAAGAUUUGCGUGAAGCAGUUUAUCAUGGCAGCAAUUGCACCCCGCAUCAGAGGACCUCCACGGCCACCCAAGUCCGACAUCACCCUCACACUUCGAAUUUAAGCACUUCGCCACGUCUCCAUUACCCCUCGCCAUUGUUGUCUCCACCCGAGGUGCUCCCUCGCUCCAACUCGGAUUCGUCACUUCACCAAAAUUUGGUUCAAGGCAAGAUGGUCGUCAGCAAUCGGAAAGUUUCAGCACCAGCAGAAAUGCGAACUGAUCAAGGCUUUGGGAUGCAGUUUUACACUCAUGAACUGCAGCCCAGACCAAAGUCAGGCUGUGAAACUACACUCCCAGGAGAUGGCACGACGAUAAACCACAUACAAAGAAGUCCUAAUAUUCCAAUUCCUGCUGCCAUUAACAACGUUGGAGGUGCUGGCCCUGGUGGAGGUGUAGCUGGUGGAGGGGGAGGAGGAGGAGGGGGGGUGGGUCAGUUACCAAACACUGGGUCUCUCCCAGACUUAACACAGGUACAAUAUCUUCAGCCCAUGAACCCUCCUCUUCCUGAUACAGAUACAGUGAACUUAGCGAAUCUAACAGCAGGGUCACCUCGUUUAGGCUCAGGCUUUACAGCAGGGAGCCUGAAAGACCAUUACAAUAGUAGCGGACAAGCUUCACCAAGGGGCACCUCACCGGGUCCAUCGCCGUCACUCAACAGAAAGCAGAAACAAAAACCAUACCAAACAAUAUACCCCAAUCGUGGUUCACAUCACACUCCAAGUAAAAAUCAUUUGUCUGUCCCUACUGUAAUUAAUGCACGCUACCUCCAUAAAUGUAAGGGAAUGACCGUUGUAGAUAACAGUAGCACAACAGUAGACACCCACCUGGCCAACUCUGGCUUUAAUAUUUUUGGUCAACCUCUGUCACCGAACAGCUCACAUCCAGCCAGUCCGGGAAUGACGAUAGAUAACAGUAGCACAACAGUGGAUACCCAUCGGGCCAACUCUGGCUUGAAUAUCUUUGGUCAGCCCUUGUCACCGAACAACUCACAUCCAGCCAGUCCGAAUCACCUCUCCUUCUUGGAGUAUAGAAAUCCUGUUAGCCCACAGCUUAGUCCACGAAGUUCGCCUGGACCCUGCCAUACAUUGCAUACUGGGGGACUAGGAAGCUUCAGUAGUAACAGUCCUAGCGAUUCCCGUAGUGCUCCGCCAUCCCCUAGUGCUCCCCAGGCCUCUCCUGCAUCGUCACCUGGGGUCUCCCUCUCUAAAACGCCGUUCAGCUAUGAAUAUCCCACUCACGCACAAACCAAUCAGCUCAAUCAACAAUUUGAGCAGUGUAAUAUGAUUGAUAACUCUCCUGGGUCUAAUAAUAGCUACACAUCUGGAAAUACUACCUUACAACAGACAAGGUUGAUGGAGAUAAGUAUAGAAAGUGGUGGUAGCGGAUACUUCAGUAAUACAGCAUCGUCAAGUCCAAGUGGGCCUCCACCUGCCUAUCCCAACGUAUCCAGCCAACAAAUAACACAAAAUCUCUCACAAAGUGUUCAGGCACACUCUCAAACUCAUUCCCAACCCUCUGGGCCUCCGCCUCCAUACCCUCAAACUAGUUCAAGUUCAUCUACUCACCAUCAGCAGUCACAACAGCAAUCACAGCACCACCAACAUAGGCAACAGCAGCAGCAACAUCCACCACACUCCUCUCCCUCUCAUCCACAGCACAUUUCUCAGUCUCCCAGUCAUUCACACCACCCACCUUCUCCCGUCCAGCCCAUAUCUUCACAGCAUCCACCGUCACCCGGGCAAGGGCCUCUGAGUCCGCAGUCGAAUCCACCAUCUAUCCAGCAUCCACCAACGCCACAAACACCACAAACUCCGACUCUGAUUCCUUCGGUCGUCCUAACAAUGCCUGAUGAGGCAGGAACUGAAAGUGAACGUUUACUUCAAGACGAAAUGAGUUUUAGCGAGAUGUUUGGGUCAGUAAUCUCGUACGAGCAAGGUUCAUUUGAAUCCGAUAUAUUGGAAAACAUGAGCAGAUUAGAUGAGAAUGAAUUGAACAUGAUGGUGGAUCAAAACGCAGUUGAUCAGCUACUGGUCGACCAAGAGACAGAAGAAAGUUUCCGAAGGGAUCAUCGUUCUGCUUCAUCCACGUCGUCCGGUCCCUAACCUUUGCCUCAGUCAAGGUGGGCGUUUGGCUCCCCGUAACACAAAGCCAGAAGCAGGCGUAGAGCAAGGCUUUAGUGCAUUUGUAAGCCACCUCCAACUACCAGCAGCUCAUUUAAUGUGUUUGUAGCCACUGAAGAUAUGUCUGGAUGACGCACAUCAAUGUGUCAUCACCUUACAUGAGAUAAGAGUGUGUUCAACUUUUCUUCAGGAGCAGCAUCCAUAUUAUUUGCAGGUAACGGUGGUAUGUGUUCUUACUGCUCCUUCCAUGAAAAAAAAAAAAAAAGAUGUGCAAGUAGAUUCUUCAUUCAAAAGAUUUUUUUCUCAUUUGCACAAGGUGCUUCGAUGUCUCAUGCAAUAAGAAAUUUUUCUUCAUGCCUGACGGCUGAGUUACAGUACGUCAUUUUUCUCAUACUACCAAGAAUCCUUGCACCUACAGUCAUUUCAUUCAGUGUUGCAUUUUUAAUGCAUAUUCUCUCUCACAUACUGUAGAAACUCAUGGAAUCUUUUUGACUUCAGUGUCCCAGCGCUUGAUCAUCCUUUUUAUGGUUGUAGGUGAUUCAGUCUGCUCUGAGUCAUUUGCUAAUAAUUACCAAACUCUCUAGGUUAUUCAGUAAAGGAGUAGAAUUUUUUUUUUUUUUUUUUUUUUUUUUUUUUUUUUUUUACUACACUUUUCAAUUUUGGGGUAAAUUGUUAAAAGACCUAAGUUGUAGAAGAUCCAUGGAUUGGUUUUGAAUGAAAGUGGACAGAUACGAUAAAAUUUGAAUAUGAUUUUUUUAAGUGAAUUAUGAAGGGCAUUCAAGUCAAAUUCAUUAAAACAAGGAUAAAUUCUCUUUCAGUAGGGUUGUAAGCUCUAAUGUAACUUACCUUUAAGGAUUUGAUGACAGUGAAUGUUUUCAUUAGUGUGUCAGAAUCAAAAAUGUUUUCUAUAUAAGCACUGUAUUUGUGGGGUGAUCUCCAUGGAGCAGAGAUGGAAAAGUACAAUAUUUUUUCUCUUAUGUUUAGUGUAAUGUACUGCAGUUUGUUAUAACAUUUCAAGUGUGCUUGUAUAACUGCACAUCAUAUUUAAAAUGUCGCAGCUCGUUAGCAUCUCUUCAAUUUUACACAGUACCCAUGUUAAAAGUAACCUUAUGAAAUUAUGCAAAAAAUUAAGAUGUUGCAGAGUUACAGUUCUCCAUCUGUACAGUAUACAUGCAGGUAGACAGUGGUAAAGACUGAAAUCACCAGUUAGGAAAGGUACGCAGUUUGGCAGUUGGAAAGGACACCUUUUGGUAGACUUGGGCAGAGGGUGGUGGGAGCAACUGAUGUAAGGUAUGCAGUUGUUACUGUUUUAAUUAGCAAAAGUAACACAAAAUUUCAGUGUUUAAGAGAAUGAGUCAUAAUUUCAGAGAGGAAACGAGAUAAAUCUGAGUAAAAAUAUAAUAAUUUAAUGACAGAGUAUAUAUGUGGGAAGGUAUAAAUUAACACUGGCUGAGGAAAGGGUCUUUCAAGUUGAUAUGCUGGCUGUAUAAGAUAUGGAAAUUAGAUACGCAAGAUUUGUGUGAACUGCACAUAGGUCAUUACAAUCUCUAUUGCCGUGCAGAUAUGAGUCACAGUAUGGCAGUGUAACUAUGUGUAUAUAUGAGAUUUUAUCGAUUUGAGAACAGCUUUAAGAGGAAUUUUAGGUGUCAGUUAGCAGGAUAUAGUGAAAAGUGAUUGAAGGGGUAUCACGGAUGUUCCAUAUGCACGUGACAUAAUAACGGAGAACGAUUAUGUAAACUAAAAGUAGCGUCACAACACCUGGGAUAUUGAUGCUGAUGACGAAGGAGAGAUGGAGAUGGUUUAGACAUGUGCUUUAUGCCACCCUAGGAGAAUGGUACAUGAUAGUGUCAGCUUGGCUCUUGUGAGCACCAAAUGAGUUGGCAAACUAGACCUACUUGUAAGAUACACGAGACUGGAGGCUGGAGAUCAAGUGGAGGUCUGUGGAAUUGCAAGCAUAGAAAAGACAAGUGUGGUAGAAGUUCACUGAGGCCCAUGGCAUUACAUAUUACUAAAAGCUUUUCCCAUGAAAGGUAGAAGCUCCAGACUAUGUAAGCCUUCAGUUCCCCAGCAUGACAUUUUAAGAUGAGGUUUUGCAAACACCACACCCAGUCCCAAGGAUCUUCAAGGAUCUUGUGUUGACAGGGUAUGGCAUAUCUUGAUUGUCACCUGACACAAUCCCAGUAAUGCUUAGCUUCCCUGACUGGAUUUACCUGUGGUAUCCAGAUGUGAUACGGCUAACUUUACUUUCAUUGACAUUUAAUUAAACUGAAAGCUUAUUAAUUUGGAGAAAAAAAUAUUAUUUAGUGAAGAAUUGAAAUAUGUAAUUAAACUGAAAACUUAUUAAUUUGUGGAAAAAUAUUAUGUAAUGAAGAACUGAAAUAUAAUUGAAAUAGUACAAUAGAAAUAAAAUUGCCAUAAGAAAAUUAUUGAACAUUCCACAGAGAGAGAGAGAGAGAGAGCGAGAGAGAGAGAGAGAGAGAGAGAGAGAGAAGGACCAGCUCCCAAUUCAAACAGCCAGACAUUAAUAUUUAAUUUAAAUACUGUACUGAAAAAAUAAUCUUUAACCAGAGUUGGCAAAAUCGAUUGUUGUAAGUUUUGUGCUUGCGUAAUGAGCCCUGUGUAAAAAGAGAUGUGCAGUUUUAGGUUAAGAGAUUAGAAAGUUAGAAAAAGAUAUACAAUUUUUUUUAAUAUAUAAUUUCUCGACUUUUGUAUUUACUAUUGUAAAGUCACACAAUUUUUUAAAGAAAGUUCUCUAACCACAGAAUACACUGAACUAUAAAUAUACUCAAAUCUCAUCAAUAUUUUUUCAUAUUGUGUUCAUAGAGGUAAAUCAUCAUCUAUUUUUUUUAUCCUGAAACAACUUAUAGUGUUCAUCUGCAUUAAUGUGCUUGUAAAAUGAAGAAGCCAGUUCAAAUAUCUUGCCACAGAGAGAUAGAAUGAGUCCCUCCUUGUCAGUCAUUCCUCUGCGGUCGACUGGGAAAGGCAAAAAAAUAUGUUGUGUUAGCCUUUGAGAAAUAAAAGUGAUAUGGAGUUCAGAAUUGGGUAAAUAUAAUAUUUAUUCAUUUUAUUUGAAAAGGGCCCUCUUUUUAAAAAUGUGCAGUUUUAGUUUAAGGAAUAAGAAAGUUUGAAAAGUUAAGAAAUUUUGUAUAGUAAUUUCCUAACUUUCACGUUUACGGACAUACAAUCGCCCUUUUUCUUUCUAUAUUUACAAACAUUCUUUAAGCAUAGGAUAAACUGAAAACAUCAGAUUUGCUCAACUAUGCUUAGCAGUUAAAAUGGUUUUAUGUAUUUAAAAGGUAAAAAUGUUUACCCUUUUUAGCAUUUUGGCAAUAUUACAAUUGAGGCAGCGGAUGGUGUCUGCGUCAGUGUUCGUUUAUCCACUGAAUAGUUCAGAGGUUGAAAUAAACAGUUUGGGAUUAUCUUUUCCUUGUUGUUAACAAUUUGAGUAUUAUGAUUAUUUUAUGUAGGUUUCCAUAAGUUCAUUAUGCAUAUUCAUCUUUUAUUUCGUGAAGUUGACAAGAAACAUCAGAAUAGAGAAGGAGAGAUAGAUUGAUGUGUUCAGGCACUUAUGGGUUUGUUAAGCAAAAUGUGCAUUAACACAACUUAUUUUUUUACUGCUGUGUCAUUAUUCUUACCCCUGUGGAUUUUAUAAACUAUUGAAUUCUUGCGAGUUCGAAUUGGCUGCCUCUCUGUCGGUGCUUUUGUCUAGCCACUGUGUUCUUGCGGAUUAGAUUAACUAUAUAUAUAUAGUAUUAUUAUUUCCUAAUUUCCUUAUUAUGUUUUCUUUAUAUUAUGUUAUAUUAUUUAUUUUAGAGUUUUCAUAGAAGUUUAUUUUGUGUAUUUGUUUUGUUCGUACUUUAUACCACACUUUAUAGAGGUUAGGCUUCUUAUUUUGAUAAUAGCAGUGAUAAAAAAUAACUAAUAAUAGCAAUAAUGAUAGUUAUUAUUAUCAUUAUUGGUAUUAUCAUUAUGAAUGCGAUAAAUUUAAGCAUCAUUUGCAUUUUAUUCCAGUAACAUUUUUACUUCUUUAGUCACUUGCAAACUUAAAAGAUUCAUAGGUUCUUGAAUAAACGUUUGUAAUGAACAUGGGAAAUCUGAACUUCCAUGAAGAUACACAACCAGAAGUAGGAAAAACAACGUUGAAAACAUCAACAUUAAAAAGAGAAAGCAUUGAGAAAAGAAAAAAAGAAAAUAACAAAAAAUAUAUUCAGUGAAAACGAGUCACGGUCAGUAUUGACUAUGCUGUCUGUACCACUUAGGCGCUUUGCUUUAAGAAAGAUUGGCUUUUAAACUAACUAUUACAGUUUUGGAAACCAUGAUCUCUCACUGAGAAGUUCUUUCAAUCAUGGAUAAUGGCACCUCUUUCUCCCCCACCCUGGGCAGUGGAAGCACAUAAAUCACUUCAGUCACCUUGAAACCUUAGUCAUUUAGGUCAUGGUCAUUCCAGGCCAGUUCUAUUACAAAUCAAGACUUACGACCUAUAAAAAUUCACACAAUAUGCCUGGACUUACAAGACACAAAAUGUGGUUGUUCUUUAAUCUGAAAGGGUAAAAUUGUGUAGAUUUUUCUCUUUUAAGGGAUUUUGCCAAGAAGAAAAGGAGAAAUAAAUGAUUUUCACCAAGUACUUUAUUGGGCUGAAGGUGUAAAAAAAUGUGUUCAUGUUUGACUCAUGUAGGGGCGGUGAGAGUUCAUUCAAAAUUUUGCAAUUUGAAGGGAUUGAAAAAGAAAGGACUGCAAAAUAGGUAUUUGGGCCUAAGUUAAUAUGCACUGUGUUUGUUAUUCAUAGAAUAAUUUUUAUUAUAUCCGGAGAAAUAAUUCUCCUUUGUAACUGGACUCCCGCCUACCGUAGGGCUCGAUGACAACUUCAAUAAAAUUAUGUUUCGUUCUUAUGUACUCUCCACUUUUUUUUUUUUCUUAAAGUAGCAUCACAACUGGAAUGACAUGAGAUAGUUAACUCUGCUUUCAAAUCUGCUGUUAUGUGUCAUGACUGAAAAUGCAAGCCAUCUCAACUGAUAAAAUCAUUUCAAACUUUUGUUCUCUUGCGAGAUUAAAAGCUGUUAUUUUCCCUUCCUAAUUAUCAGUUUGAAGAUUGGACUUCAGAGCUCCCUGGCUGCUUAAUGCUAUCCUUCUUUAAGUGUCACUUUCCCAACAGUUUGGGAGGCUUUGUAAUAUAGGUUUUAUAGGUUUUCAAGUCUUCACAUUUCCUGUCUACCUCUUCAUGCUUAAGCUCUCAUCGUAACUCCUCUAUUUCUAGUUUAUCUAAUCGGUUUUUAUAUUAGAUACAUCUUUAUAGUUAUGUUGAAUAUUUAAAAUUUCUAGAUGAGUAUAGAACAAAAAAACCUCCAAAGUAUUUGCUAAUUUGACACUGGUAGCGUAUUCUUUGCAUAAUGCCAUCAUGUGAAUCACAAGAUUUGUUUACUACAUCAAACCUGAUGUAUUAUUUCUUUAGCGAGCUAACAUUAAAUUAAAACAAGGUGAAAUUGUGGACUAAUGGGUGAACUUUACUAUCCAGAAUAUAUUGUGCUCCUAGUUAUUUCUUUAAUAAAGGCACACAUUUAUCUGCCAAUAAAGAUACAUUAUAAUACAGUACAAUAUACUGUUGUGACUGUGUUUCAACGUAUUGUGGUUUUUUAGCUGAUGUCGGCUGUAAUAGGAAAUGGUCAUGGAAAGAAGGUAUACCAAAUGGUCCAGCAUAGUCAAUGUUUGACAGUUGGACUCAGGCAUCAUGAUCAUAACUCGGUGAAAAUGUGAAAAGUUCUCGUUGCUGUGUACACUUUCUGCUUACAAGUUUCUUGCAUGGUUUUUAUAUGGUAAUUAUUUCAAGUUUUUCUUGUAUCAGCAUCAGUAGGUGCCAUAGGUAUUGAUAAAGCAUAAAUAGAAUAAAAAAAAGAGUUUCUGUAUAGUAAUUCAUGAAGGCUGUAUGGAAAUCUCUCACUUUCUUAUAACAACACAUUCAGAGGGGUGUCAGAAAGGUUGUAAAUUGUAGGUGAAGGUCAAUGUUGGAUGCAUAGCAUAUGCUAGUCUGCCCCAAAACUUUAACUUAACUUUGCUAUUUACUUACUCCUCUGUGUAAACAGACAUUAAGUUAGUAAAACGUAUAAAAUCCACAGUCAGAAAAAUGAAGCCUUGUAGCACUACUUAUAAAAAGUCUUAUAAACAUAUUUACUGGAGAUACCUUGCAAAAUCCUGUCGCUUCUGUGUUCUGACGAGCAAAAUAACUUUCCCAGACCAGUAGACACCCAAACAACUGUCAGUUAUGAUCAGGACAGUAUCAUCUUAUACAAACAGUACACAAAGUGUUCACAGAGGACUGCAAAGGAAACUUAGCAUGUAUUAAAUAGUAUUCAAUGAUGACUAAAAAAAAAAAAGUGGGGGGGGCGGCGGCUCAACAUUAACAAGUCUUAUGUUUGGAGAAAUGUUAAAGGUUUUUUUUCAGUAAACAAUGCCAGGUUGUAACAUAUGUCCUUUUGUAUAAGUAUGUCCUUCUGUGCUUGAAGGCAUGGCACCUGAUCUUCACUUUUGUGGAUACUGGUUCUGGUAGGCACCUUUUUCCAAAAGAGUAGAAACAGUUAAGGGAGGUGCAGUCUCUCUAGCAGCUUAACUUUUAAUUUCUGAACCCUUGCAACCAUUUCUGUCUUGUUUUGAAUUGCUUGGUUUUCCCUUCUGUUCCACACUUUUUCAAGUCCUCAAAAAGGCUUCUGUCCUUUUACCCUAUUGUUGUUUAUUUCCAAUUCAUAUCUUUCAAAACCCAGAUAUUUAAUGCCUUUUCCACCUCUUUUCAAGUCUUUUCAAACUCAAUUGGUAAUUUUCCUGCCUUCGGCAUAACAGCAAAGGUAGCACAAAAUAUCAUUUUGUAUGCUCUAGCACUUCAUGAAUCAAAGACUCGUUUUUAACUCGCUGCCUGGCAACUGCUGUAUUCACUUUCCAUUUUCAAUCAUAAAGAGAAAUUUAUUUUCCAACAUUUAUUUUCCAACUGAGAGAAAGAUCAAUGCUUUCCCAUCAGCAUAGAAGCACCAUCAUUACUAGAACUCAGACUUUUGUGACUAUGUGACUACAGCACAUAAGGGCUUUUUAGUGCUAAGACACUGAUAAACAGGAGGAACAAAAGCAGACAGUGAGAACACUCAAGGCAUAAUAAAUGCACCUUUGGAAAUGGGCUUGCUUGGGUGUGGGAAACAAUUUUAAUCAUAUAGUAUGUACUUGCUUAUAGGCAGGUGGAAACCUUUGAAGCUUUCAGUCUUAUGGAAAAUUACAUUUAGAUUUUCCCAUUGUCAGCAGAUCUUGGACACGUGUGUAAAGGGGCUACUGUAUAUAACCACAUUGUUUUGUGUGUGUGUGUGUGUUGUACAGGGAUAUACACACAAGCUAAGGAAUCCUAAUUGUUUUCAGUUGGGUUACUGGAAAAAUUCUCUCAAGUUAUAAUUUUAUAAUCAGCUGUGAUAUUGCUGUUACAUCUUCGCCUAUUGUUGUCUUUUCCCCUCUUAACGUUUGAUAGCAAGAAGGCAGCAUUUUCUCUUCGCAGCAAACUUUGCCGUAGUUUUAUCAGUAGAGUCUCCUGCUGCCCAAUGAUAGAGCUUUGUCAUUUUCCCACCCUAAUUUUUGACAAAUUAGUUACAAGACAUUGGAGUUCUUUUAAUUGUUCACCAACCAUACUCAUUCCUGUAAAAUAACCUGUCCUACAGUCUUGAGCACCUGUUUAGCAGCCAUUAAUGCAUAGUUUAUUUUAUUAGCUCUUAAACUUCCAUGAAAUUAUUUGCCAAAUUUGUGGCAGCAAAUUUGUUUUACAUUGCUGUCUUAGUUUGAUAUUCCUGCAGUCUUAUGUGUCUGGAUGUCAGAUUUUGUAGUGUUUUAUCUACUGUGUUGACAAUUCAGUGUAAACCUAAAAUGAUUAGAUAUAGAUAUGUCAAAUAGAGUGAUCUCAUAAACACCUUAAGGCUUUCAAAGGUAUGUUAUUUGAGUUUCGGAGCAAUGACAACAAGAAUUUUUGAGUGCGAUUUUUCAGAUGGAGUAAAGUAUUCUUUUCCAGUUAGUUCUGAAUUGUUGGUCUGGUGAUAUGAAGCACAUACGCAAUUAUGGUCUCAGUUAUGUUUGGUCUUGAGUAUGCAUAGCUAUUCCAGUGAAGGUGGAUGAUUCACAGGGUGUGCAUUCUUGUUAUCUCAUGUGGUUUCAUUUUACAUAGCAAGGAUACUUUGCUUUUGUAAUUUUUUCAGUUUUAUUCUGUUGUAAGUAUUCAUUUAAUGUAGCUGUAUAUGAUAGAGAGAGAGAGAGAGAUAUUUUUUCUGUAACAUGGAUUUUAAGCACAGCAACAUUCUAUACAGUAAAGAAAGUAAUGUUUAAAUGUUUAACCAUAUAAUAUAUUGAGAUGGGGUUGUUUUUGUAUUGUCAGUUGUUAAAAAUUUUAUUUUAAGUGUCACAUUCAUUAUAUUUAGAUAUGAAAAAAACUUAAUAUAAAUAUAUUUAAAUGAGGUACCACUGUUCAGUGAGUAGUUUGUGUUUGUUUUGUUUUAUGUUAAACCAGUCCCACAAGGAUUAUAAACGGUUGGGGGAAAACAAGUUAUUUGAAUGCCCUUUGCAAUAUUAGUCCUUGGUGUUGGUAAUUGAUUGACCUCCACAUUCUAAGUUUUUGGACAAAAGAACACAAGCACAAGAAAAUUUUUUUUUAUAUUUAUUACAGUGGAGGUGUUUACAAGAAAGUGUACAUAAAUAUUAUAUAUAUAUAUAUUUUGUUGAUGUAAAAUAUAAAAAUAUCAUCAAGUAUAAUGACCUAUACUUCUGUAGUACUUCUUUUUCUCAUCAUGACUUUAGUCAUUUUCUGUAAUGAUGCCUUGAUUUGAUGGAAUUUAUGCUUUCUCCAAAUGCAGUUCAUAGAUAAUACUGUUCAAUAGUUUUAGAGAGCCUGGUUCGAAAAAUUUAAUUUUGUAAAACGUAAUUACAGAUUUCUUCCAUGAAACUUGAGUUAAAGUUAUUACAUCACGUUGCUCUGUUAAGUUGCUAAACUGGAGACCUUUUUCUCCUAUUAUUUUAUUACAUAAUGGAAACUUAAUCUCUCUGACGUUAUCAUCAUUGAUAUUUUUGCAGAACUAUUACAAAAUUGUUGCCCUUUAAUCUUUGGAGUGUGGUGUGUGCAUUCUAUAACAUAAUCGCUCAAAAAUUAUCUCAUUUCAGAGGGAUUAGGUUAUAGUACAUAGAGGUAUAAUCUUUAAACUUUUUUUUAUGCCCUUGGCUGUCAUGAUUACCUCAUUCAUUGAGUUUGUGGUCCUGUGAUCGAUUUUCAAUUGUCUUUUCAUAUUUUUGGAAAUAAUUAAAAUGUUACUUUUUCUUUGUAAACAGAACACUGCAAUAUAUAUGUAUGUACAUAUAUGUUUUCAGCAAAAGUUGAAAUAGUUUCUUGUGACUGCUUUUGAAAAGUUAAUGAUUUGCAUAAUUUUUUGUGCUUUGUUCGUAUAAAAGCAAUUUCAGAAUGUUGUCCCAGAUUGUCUCAAUACUGUAUACUGUAAUUUGACUUUUUGACUUCUUUCUUAAUUACAGUUGUUUGAUUGCUAAUCAGCUCAUAUUUUAAAAAGACAUAUUAUGGUAAGGGUGAAAACGAGUGUCCAACUCAGCCUACACUUGUAUUAUUAAGUAAAGUACUAUUAUUUUCCUCACUAAGAAAGUCUGGAACACCUGCCGAUAUACAUUUUUAGUUUGAUUUGUCGUUAUUGAUUCCUGUGAGUGUCGAUUACCUGUUUUUGAAAUUAACCCUUUGCAUCAGCUUAUCGUUCCUUUCUUAUUUGGGUUUCUGGCAUUUGUCCUGUGUGUCUUUCAUUUGUGAAGGCUGGUACUAACAGAAAAUAGUCUAAUAUGAAGGAAAUUAUCGGGGAGAUGAACACUAAUAUACAGUUAGUCAGGCACAAAUCUCGUAAAAAAAAAAAAAAAAUGUGUCCGAAUCUUUCAACAAUUGACACUAUCCAGUCAUCAAAGCUUUUGUAAAGUUGUAAAGUAUUCAGUAAAGAAGCGGUCCUUUUUGCAAGGACAAAAACCUUUGAGGAAUCUCUGUGACAGUAAGAAUGCCCUACAUAGUGGUAAUAGUAUCAGACUAUGUAAUAGUAGUCCUAAAUAUAAUACCAUACUGUUUAAUCUCCUAACUGCGUAACUCUGGACCCAUGACAAAAAGUUUUUAAGUGGCACUUAAGGAAUUUUUUUAUACGUAUACGUAUUUUUGUUAUUCUAAAUGCUAUCUACCGUACGUAGACAACCUGAUUUUUUAGUUGAAGUUCAUGAUUUGGAUGUGUCUAUAAAUGGAUAGAUUAGAAUCCCUAUGAAUAUACAUCAUGCAUACAUGGAUUCUCUUAUGUUUGUUAAAAAUUUGUAGGGAUUGGGUAAAUGUCUAUUGAUUAAGUGUACAGUAGUAUAAAUCUUUGUUAGCAUUGAAAAUUAUUUUUCUAAAUGAUAGUUUUUAUUUUUUUUCCAUAUCCUCAACUCUUAUAUCUCUUACAACGUGAAGUCUUAUGAAACUCAUCUUAUAUAGAUGGCAAUUUCUUGUGACUUUUGUUUAUUUUGCCAGCUUCAACUGAAGGAAGCAACUGUGAAUUUUCUUACCUAGUAGUAGAAUGAAUACUUUGCAGUUGUGUGGAAGAUGACCCAAACAUUUCUAAACCCAGCACUGUGUAGACAGUACUUCAUGGGGUACAUUUCUUGAUUCUUUAUUCUUGUGGAGCAUGUGUCUGUUUUAGGAUGCAUUCCAGGGGUGUAUUUUCCAAAUGAUUGUGUAAGUGUACAAAUGUGGACGCUGCGUGUAUGCCCUUGAAAAUAGCUUUAUGAUUAGUUUUAGCCUCGGGAUAAGAUCCUAACCUCUUUAUUGAACUGCGUACACCACGUGAAUGUACUGUUGUUUUCUCUUUGUAUGAGUUAUGUUACAAGUUUUUGUCAAGUCCUUGCAUCAUUACUUUGAUGUGUGAAUGUUAAUUUUGUACUGGAUUUACAUUCAUGUCAGCUCUUUGGUAAAUAAACAUAUACCGUUAAUCUCU